This is a messenger RNA of Penicillium maclennaniae, 477 nucleotides long. RefSeq names its product gamma-glutamylcyclotransferase family protein. The coding region runs from base 1 to 477 and encodes 158 amino acids. Lineage: Eukaryota; Fungi; Ascomycota; Eurotiomycetes; Eurotiales; Aspergillaceae. The record is from RefSeq and is a predicted model, not a curated record. The transcript is spliced from 3 exons.
AUGGGUGACCAUGUCCUCUUCUUCUAUGGAACCCUGAUGGCACCGCAGGUGCUACACCGAGUAAUUCACGGGCGUAGGGAGCCCGAACUCUGGCAGAAAACGAUGCUUCGAUUCCAGCCAGCUGUGUUGCUCGGUUAUCGGCGCCAUCGUGUGCGGGGUGCAGACUACCCAGGCAUUGUACCGGCAUCAAAGGCUACGGCUAGGUCUUCCGUGCUAGGGACACUUGUCUCUGGACUGACGGACGGUGACGUUCACCGUUUAGAUAUGUAUGAGGGGGAUGAGUAUACUCGAGACCCAGUUACUGACGUGUUGGAUGCGACAGAAGAGAAAUCAAAGGUUGAAGGCGAUGAAGUUCAGGCGAAGACUUAUGUCUGGGUGGCCGGGGAAGGAAGGCUGGAGGAUGCAGAAUGGGAUUUCGAAACAUUUAAAAAGGAUAAGAUGGCAUGGUGGGUUAAUGCUGAUGAGAGUCAGUGGUAG